UUUUCUUAAGGGUUCUAAAGGAUAUACGCAGCGAUGGAAAUCAAUGAACUGGUAUAAUUGACGGUUUUUUUUUUUUUUUUUUUUUUUUUUUUAAUGGUCCAUGCAUUUGAUGCAAUAAAAAUCAGCGGUCUUGAGAAUGAUUUAAAAGAGGUUACGAGUUUACUGGAGAAAUGUGAACGACAGCGUGUGAGAGGCGUGUUAACACAAGAGCAGAAGAAGAUAGAGAAUGAGCUCACACAGAAACGACAGCAGCAAGCCAAAAAAGACUCUGGGACUGAUACAACACUUAAAGGAUACACAGUCAAAAUUAAUAAUUAUGGAUGGGACCAAUCUGACAAAUUUGUCAAAAUCUACAUCACACUAAAAGGAGUGCAUUCAAUUCCAGCUGAAAAUGUUGAGGUCAGCUUCACAGAGAGAGGUUUCAAUCUUCUUGUCAAAGAUCUGGAUAAAAAGAACCAUCAAAUGACAGUCAACAACCUUUUAUGUCCGAUUGUCAUAGCGGAGAGCAGUAAAAAGAUUAAAACAGACAUGGUCCUGGUCAUGUGCAAGAAGAAGGCAUCAAAAAAAUGGGACUGUUUGACACAAGUAGAAAAACAGGCUAAAGAGAAAGAAAAGCCUAAUCUGCUCUGAUUGGUCAGAUGUCCCAGUCUGUUGUGAUUGGUCUACCACUUACAGCGCGUGUCGGAAAGGAAACGCCCACUACCAUAUCCGAGUUUCAGCUCCAUCUGAAAAAAAUUCUGUUUUACCUUGCCAACUUGAACCCGAGUCCGACAGUGAUACAUCGGAAGAUCAACCCAAACCACCAUCACAAGCACGAUGAGAACAGGACAUUUCUGAGUGUUACGUUUAUAUGUAGUUUGACAAUAAUGUGAGUUAGCCGGUUAGCAGAGGUUAACAGCUAACAGGCUAACAGCGUGCACUGGCUGUACGUGUAAACAGACCAGAGGCGGGUUUUUUGUUACCAAAUUACAUUGGUUAGUACAGGAAUUAAGUCUGGAAUUACUAACGACUCGUUUCAGGUGUUCAGAAUCGGUUCUUUCUUUAUGGAGUCAGUAACUCCAUAUUUCCUGCACUUUGAUUUUUGAAACUUCGCAGACUUUUUUACAUUCACAAACAGCUAUAUAACACACUACAUGAAAGAUCAUAUUUGAAAAACCAUAAUAGGUGCUUUUUUAAUACACAUCCACAUAUGUGCUCAUCUAAAGGACUGGGAUGCUCCUGAACACUUACUAUUUUGAAGUCUAAUCCAUUCAUUUCCCAUGGCUGGUCAUUUUAGACCGGGAAUACCACAGAUGUAACAAAGUGAAAUAAAACCAAUAAAAUGUUAUUAAAAUGUGUUUCUAAAUAAUGUUAUAAUAAAAAAAUGUGUGUUCAGAUGCCCUGUGUGAACGAAGUCAUGGAAUUUUAUUCCAACUAGAUGAAAUAAACUACAGUUUUCAGAAGAAAAGUCAAAUGAACACAAUAUAAGUGUUAAUAUAAUUGUUUGUUUAUAUAUAUAUAUAUAUAUAUAUAUUAACAUUGUGGUGCACCUUUAGAUGCAACUUCAUAAUGGGUGAAUAUCUACACUGGAAUUCACUGUACUUGCAAGCCAUAGAUAUGUCUGAUUUGUUAGAGUCAUUCUUUUGAGGUGAUUAUUUUCAAAGAAUCUGUCAAAUGGUUCAUAAAUUGCUCUGCAGGAUUCAUUACCAAAUCAGUCUGAAUCCACUUGAUUUUACAAAAAGUUAAUAACUGGAAAAGUCAUAGGUUUUUGUAGGUUAAAAUGUGUGGGAACCCUAAUGGUUGUUUAUCAGCACUAGUAUCAUGUUAGUAACUUGUCCAGCUUGAUAUCAUCUGUACAUUAACAGUGAAACACAUGGAUGUCAGUACGGGACAUCAGUAAUCUGUUCAACAUUAUACUUAAUUUGUGUCCACAACUAA
This is a messenger RNA of Myxocyprinus asiaticus (Chinese sucker), 1917 nucleotides long. Its product is annotated as calcyclin-binding protein-like. Gene Ontology annotation, molecular function: S100 protein binding; tubulin binding; ubiquitin protein ligase binding. Gene Ontology annotation, cellular component: nucleus. Bases 94 to 630 code for a protein of 178 amino acids. The record is from RefSeq and is a predicted model, not a curated record. Gene Ontology annotation, biological process: heart development. NCBI's taxonomy places the organism in Eukaryota, Metazoa, Chordata, Actinopteri, Cypriniformes, Catostomidae. The transcript has 6 exons.